Messenger RNA from Aaosphaeria arxii CBS 175.79, 1011 nucleotides. RefSeq names its product lytic polysaccharide monooxygenase. The coding region runs from base 170 to 859 and encodes 229 amino acids. Lineage: Eukaryota; Fungi; Ascomycota; Dothideomycetes; Pleosporales. The transcript is spliced from 2 exons. The record is from RefSeq and is a predicted model, not a curated record.
AAUCCGACGUUCGACUACAUAUAUGUAUAUAUAUAUAUAGGCCAUAGUCUCCAGCACAUGUUCAACACUGCUCUCGAAAUCAGGUUCACUUUCCCUUCUCACCAGGCGUCUUCACCACCAUCACAUCCCCUCAGCCUCCCAUACCACCGCAGUGACCACAACCAAAAAGAUGAAGUACCUCUUCUCCGCCGCGGCUCUCCUAGCCACGGCAACAGCCCACUACACCUUCCCGGCCCUCAUCGCCGGCGGCUCCUCGACGGGAACGUGGUCGCACGUCCGCAAGACGGCAAACUACCAGUCCAACGGGCCCGUCACGGACGUCAACUCCAACGCCAUCCGCUGCUACGAGCUCGCUCCCGGGACACCCUCGCAGACCUACACCGUCAAGGCGGGAGACACCGUCGGCUUCGUCGCCGCCGCCUCCAUCUCCCACCCGGGACCCCUCCAGUUCUACCUCGCCAAGGUGCCCGCCGGCAAGACGGCCGCCGACUGGGACGGCAGCGGGAACGUGUGGUUCAAGAUCUACGAGCAGGGUGCUACCAUCUCGAGUGCGGGUAUGAGCUGGGGCUCGCAAGGCAAAUCCCAAGUGACAGUUCAGCUCCCUAAGUCCCUUCCCUCGGGAGAGUACCUCUUCCGCGUGGAGCACAUUGGCCUACAUAGCGCUUCGGCUGCCGGCGGCGCCCAGUUCUACAUCUCUUGCGCCCAGCUCAAGGUCACUGACGGUGGAAACGGCACCCCCGGCCCGCUUGUGUCGUUCCCGGGUGCGUACUCAGCAAACGACGCUGGCAUCAAAUUAAAUAUAUACUAUCCCGUGCCUUCUUCGUAUACCCCUCCUGGUCCUAGGCCGUGGGCGGGUUGAUUGGCGCGGAGGGUGUGGUGGUAGAGUCGCGCAUGAUGUAGAUAGCGCCAGGGCCAUCCAUAGCAAAUGAGAAAACCAAAUCAUCAAAAAUUUAUCUCAGUCUAAUGAACAGCUUCCCCAAAUGUGAAAUGGGCCUGACCCAAUCUACAUCA